CGUGACCUCUGGCCUCUUCUGUGUAAUGAAUAUCAUUACAUGGAUGUGGGAUUAGUCAGUCUCUUUUCCCACUGGUCACACAAGAUAUUUUGGCACCUGACAUGAUGAACACAUUUGCAGUGAUGCACUGCAACUAAAAUAGAGACCAAACAUUAUUUAAGAGGCCCGUGACCGUGCCGAGAAAACUGUCAUUUAACAGAAGCAAACACGCAGCCUGCAUAAAACAGUUAUCCAUAACAUCUGAGAAGCCUGCUUUCCCCAACAUGCCUUCCCAUGCUGCAAAGGAUAUCCCUUAUCUCUUCAACGCCUAUUGUGAUGUGAAGGAAGACAAUGUCAGGAAGAAGGAAUUUUAUCAAUCAACAUGGCUGGAUCUGGAUAUGGAAACAAGACCUCAGGAAAAGACAACGCUGUUCGAGCAAAACACUUCGCGAAAGGAGAGCUAUGAGAAGAAGCAAGUGGCUCAUUUUCUGGUGCAGAGAUCCCCCAACCAGAAGAUAAAGUUGGGCAUACUGGGGGAGAAAAUGAAGGAAUACCAGCUUCCCUACAAGAACGUCCUCCCUGUUCCCAUGUUUGUGCCCAGCAAGGCUAAGAAAGAGCACCACCGCACUCCAACCCCAGAAGAACUCAAAGCCAUCAUGGAGUUCGAGAAGGCGUUGUCGAGCGGCCUCAGUACCAAACGAAGAGAGAUUUCUGAGAUUAAGAAAGACAUGCCCAAAAUGAUCCAGCCUACGCAGUUAGACUUUAGAGCCUCAAAUCUAAUUUCUCCUCAAAAUGUGCAGGCUGUGCAGAGAAGCUAAGGGUUUAACUGUAAAAAUAAAACACUAAAAUAAACUUUCACCCUGGAGUCAUGGAGGUAAAGGAUAAAAGGGUUAAAAAGCAUGUGCUAGUGAAAUGUAUUGAUUCUGUAGAUCUUAGCGAACAUGUUUACAAGAGUAGUUCAAGUAGGGAGCUGCGUCAGCAUGCGUAGGCUGCAAAGGAACAAGUAAAGGUUUAUUUCAUGCUGAAAAGAGAAGAAAGGAAUCACUCUUUGGGUGUGAGCCGAAGUGCUCACACCCGAAACGUUGUUUCCUUUCUUUUCUUUUCAGCAUGGAAUAAAAGUUUACAAGAGUGCAUUUACAUGACAAACAUAUUCUCUAACUUAACUCAGUUGUAUAAUGUUUCUGCUUACAUAACUGUCGCAGUAUAAAUAGAUUCGGAAAAUAUUUCUCAAAGCUCCUUGCAGUGCUGCGACACUCACUUGUAACAUUAACUUGUACAUUUCCACCACAAUUCACAUUUUUGCAUCGGGAAAUGUGUUUAAAAGCUUUUACUUCUGGGUGAACUAAAGAGCAAAAUAACAACAUAAAGUAGAUAAAAACACAAACUCACACGAUAAGAACACGGACACAACAGAGAACAGAACUCAUUCUAAUAAUAUCUAAUGUAUAAUGUCUUAACAUGUCUUAAUGUCUUAACAUGGGACAAAAAAUGUGAUCAUGUUUUUGUAUAUUUGUCCUAGGAAAGGAGUUGAGUUAAAGAAAAUUAGAAAAUGUUAAGGACAUUAGACCCUUGUCUCUACAAAUCAAUUACAGAGAAUGUUAACACUGUAAACAUUUCACUGUAUUAAUCUCUCAGCAAGCAGGCUAAUUAAAAUGCUUAUUUAUGUACAGUAGUACUACACUCUGUACUUCAGAUGAAAGGGUAAAACUGAGAUCUGAACUUCUUGGCCAUUAAUGAUCCCGAGGCACUAUUCAAAGCAGUGGGGUGUUAAUCCUGGAUAAAUUCCACUCUGGGCUUGCGGAUCUUUUCUGACACAUCUGCCUUAAUUCAACAGGUGAAGCAGUUUCUCAGAGAUCUGCCUGAUCUGCUGGGCAGUGGAGCUGCUGCUGUAGCAUGUCUGCCUUGUGUCACACAGGUGGGGGCUGCUGUUCAGUGGUGGGUGUAGUGAAUCCAUCCCCUCUGAACUUAACUAGCAGUCCCAUUGCUGAAUGAACUUGGACAAUGUUAGAUGGUAUCAUGUUCACUGACAUAAUCUGAUUCCAAAUAUAGCGUAGGCAUAACUGAAUAUCUUCAAAAACUAUCCCAAAAUAUAUUAAUACAUGUAGAGGGUGUUGCGCAAGUGUUCCGAAAGAGUUUUCGAGGAUGAAGUGUGUGCAAUCCAGUGUAUUCAUUUCACAUAAUGAUGGAUGUACUGGACAGAGUAGGCCUUUCUGAAGUCAAAAACAAAAUAUGACAAUGUUGUGCCACAUUGAAGGAAAAAAAUGGGUUUGAUGAAGUACUUCUGGUACAUUAGUUAUGAUACACUGUAUGCGAGACAGUGACAAACUUUCACUAGACUGGAGUCUCGUGUGGUGACGACCUGUACUGGGCUAAUUAGCUGAUUAAGGGGUAUGAAAAGAUGAAGAAUGCCUGACAAUUGAUUAAUUAAUUAAUUGGCCAAUUUGGGCAGUCACCACAUCAUUCAAAAGAGUACUUUCAGUUGUGUUCAGUAACGUAUCAUGACUGAGUCUGUAGCUAAUCUCUGUUGGUGUUGGCCUUAGUAGCCCACAUUAAUUUUGAUUAAUGUUAAUUUUUCAGUUGAAUUUAAUAAAAUCAAUUUCAACAGACCAUA
This is a messenger RNA of Lepisosteus oculatus (spotted gar), 2590 nucleotides long. RefSeq names its product telethonin. Gene Ontology annotation, cellular component: Z disc. Gene Ontology annotation, molecular function: structural constituent of muscle; titin Z domain binding; titin binding. NCBI's taxonomy places the organism in Eukaryota, Metazoa, Chordata, Actinopteri, Semionotiformes, Lepisosteidae. The record is from RefSeq and is a predicted model, not a curated record. Gene Ontology annotation, biological process: cardiac muscle tissue morphogenesis; cardiac myofibril assembly; skeletal muscle contraction.